AUGCUCGUUUCCGACUUCCAAGAAUCGCGCCGACAAGGGAAGCGUGGCGCACUCUCAGACCUUUCCUUCGGCUGCAAGCCCAAGAAGAUGUCGACGAGUGGACAAACGAGCAAAUUUGGAAUCCCAUCGCCUGAAAGCCGAGCUCUUCAUCAUGGUCGCCCAAUCCAUCGCGUUCGCCGUACCGAACAUGACAAACACCUCCCCCUCAAUGCUCCGUCGAUGCCCGCAUCAUAA
Molecule: messenger RNA, 234 nt
Organism: Penicillium samsonianum
Lineage: Eukaryota; Fungi; Ascomycota; Eurotiomycetes; Eurotiales; Aspergillaceae
Exons: 1
Coding region: 1-234 (77 amino acids)
Source: RefSeq, a predicted model, not a curated record